UGAUAUUUUGCUCGACUUCUUUCUUUUGCGUGUUUAUUGGUGGGUGAAAAAAGACACACAUCAGUAGUCGACUUUCCCACGUUCAAUCACCGAGGGUAAUAGUGUGCAUCGGAGUGAACUACUGUCACGUCUAAUCAGAGCUGGAAAGGUUCAUCAGCAAUCUGAUUUGCCCUCUUUUCCCCUCUCUUCUCUUUCUCUCUCUCUCUCUCUCUUCCAAUGUGAAUGAUCAGUUACUUUCCCCUGUGUCCCCUUUUCGGCGAAAAGCAGAGCGGUUCAUCACGUUAGCCUCAUAGUGCAUGUCUCAAAUGAUAGUAGAGGAGGAGGAGAAAGAAAGUGAGGAGGAAAAAGAAGGAUGGAGCGAACAGAAUGAGAGGGAGAGCAGGAAACUGGAACACGCCCUGGCAGAGAUCUGGAGCGGAAUCAACUUCCUCCAUGAUGCUUUAGACUCCAUCAUGGAUCUGAUCCGAAACCAGAGGAAUUUGGAGGGAUAUGUGGGAUUUGCCAACCUGCCCAACCAAGUUUACCGCAAAUCAGUCAAAAGAGGCUUCGAGUUUACACUCAUGGUUGUAGGUGAGUCUGGAUUGGGCAAAUCGACGCUCAUCAACUCGCUCUUUCUGACCGACCUGUACUCCAAAGACUAUCCCGGACCUUCCCAGAGGAUCAAAAAGACAGUGCAGGUGGAGCAGUCCAAAGUGCUGAUUAAGGAGGGGGGAGUGCAGCUCACACUCACCAUAGUGGACACACCAGGGUUCGGUGAUGCUGUGGACAACAGCAACUGUUGGCAGCCGGUGAUCAACUACAUCGACAGUAAAUGCGAGGACUUCCUGAAUGCAGAAUCACGUGUCAACCGGAGACAAAUGCCAGAUAACCGAGUGCACUGCUGCCUGUACUUCAUCGCCCCCUCUGGUCACGGCUUAAAGCCUCUGGAUAUCGAGUUCAUGAAGCGUCUACACGACAAAGUCAAUGUCAUCCCGCUCAUCGCGAAGGCCGACACGCUCACACCGGAGGAGUGCCAGCAGUUCAAGAAACAGAUUAUGAAAGAGAUUCAAGAGCACAAAAUUAAGAUUUACGAGUUUCCCGACACAGAGGAGGACGAGGACAGCAAACUCAUCCGCAAGAUAAAGGAGCGGAUGCCUCUGGCUGUAGUGGGCAGCAACGUGGUGGUCGAAGUGAACGGCAGGAAGGUCCGAGGGCGUCAGUACCCCUGGGGUGUGGCAGAAGUGGAGAACGGCGAGCACUGUGACUUUACUGUCCUACGAAACAUGCUCAUCAGAACUCACAUGCAAGACCUGAAGGACGUGACUAACAACGUGCACUACGAGAACUACCGCAGCAAGAAGCUGGCCGCAGUCACCUGCAAUGGAGUGGACGCCAGCAAGAGUAAAGGCCAACUGACCAAGAGCCCACUGGCUCAGAUGGAGGAAGAGCGGAGGGAGCAUGUGAUGAAGAUGAAGAAGAUGGAGGGAGAAAUGGAGCAGGUGUUUGAGAUGAAGGUCAAAGAGAAGAAACAGAAACUGAAGGAUUCUGAGGCUGAGCUGGAGAGGAGACAUGAGCAGAUGAAGAGGAACCUGGAGGUGCAGUAUAAGGAGCUGGAGGAGAAGAAGAGGCAGUUUGAGGAGGAGAAGGCAAACUGGGAGGCACAGCAACGUCUGCUGGAGCAGCAGAAACUCGACGCCUCCAAAACCAUGGAGAAGAACAAGAAAAAAGGGAAAAUCUUUUAAUGAGGUCAGCGUCCUUUCCCUCUGCUUCAGUACCACACGCUCCUUUUUAAACUCCCUGCUCGCAUGAUUAUGACCCCCAGAUUGCACAUAUAUGCCCCCCCCACACACACACACACCCACACACACAAGUCACACACUUACUUAACUUGCACCCACAUUUGUUGUGGAACAUUCCAGACGCAUGAUUUUAUUUUAUUUUUGUAGAUUAGUAUCACAGCUCUGUAACUCUGGUUAAGUGAUGUGAGGCGCCCUCUUGUGGACCCCGACUGUUACUGCACUCACUGCUGUGCGUAUCCUAGGUAUUAAUGACGAAGAGGAUUUAAUUUACUAGUUCUCUGAUAGCUGAUAGCAAGCCUGGUCAUUCUGUUUCAAACACACACACACACACACACACACACACACACACACAUAUAUCCCGUUCUCAAAACCUGGAACUAUGCGUAUGUACUCAGGAGACCUGAGCUUUAAUAUUGACCCAAUUUGAUCAUGUAGACAGGUGUGUGUGUGUGUGUGUGUGUGUGUGUGUGUGUGUGUGCGCGCGAACAUAUAGUAUAGAUGUACAUAUUAGAGCCCUAGACAAGCUCACAUUGACUUUAGUCAUGUUUUUCAAAGAUAUUUCUUAAAUCUGUGCUAUUAAAGUACAUAUUUUAUCUUGAUAUGGUAUAGUGCAUAUUAAAAAAAGAAAAUUCAAAGUCACUGCAUCGUCACGUUUAAUUACAUACAAGUAAAUUUUAUUUGUAAAUCUACUCCUUCUACAACGGUGACUUUUUUUUAAAGCAUUACUUGCUUUAAUAAAUCUCCCUAAAUACAUACAUAGACAAAUAUAAAAGGGUAAGCUGUCUAGCUAAUGUGUUUGCAGAGAAAAUUGCCUAGCUAGCUUUAGCUAAUCAUCUUUUGAGUAAUGUAAGUUUUAAAACAAUGAAAAAUUCAUUUACUAUCAUGUUCUAUUAACCAAGAAAAAGCUAUAGAUGGAGAGAGCGAGAGAUUACCUUGAAUAUGACAAAUGUAUGUAAUAUUUCUAAUUAUGAGAUGAGUAUAAAUCAAAUAUAUCAUUUUCAACCUGUUUUAAGUGCUUUUACUCUGUUAAAGCUUUAAAUCUUCUUAUAAUUUUGGCAGAUUUGUUUGUUUCUUUAUUGAAAGCAUUUUCUAAAAUUAGGAAAUAAUGAUUGAUCUGCCUAUUCAAGCUUAAUAAUCUGUAGAAAUAGUUUUAAUGCAGUAUAUUUGGUUUAUUGUAAUUUUAUAAUAGGAAAUAUUAACUACAUUUGAUUACAUGUAAAAUAUUUUCAUUGGCUAAGUUUCUUUUUUUCUCUCUCUUUUUUUAAGUUGCUCUAAUAUGUACAGUUUAUCUGUAGUGUGUCGGUCCGUUCUGACGUUUUUUCUGCUUUUUCGGAGACAGAAACCGGAACAAAGGGGCUUGAUGGACAGCUAAGAGGCGCUAAGAUUAGCUUCAGCUGGACGAAAGAGAGUAUUUACAGUAGUGCAGGCAGAUACUUGCAAAACACACACACACACACACACACACACACACACACACAUUCAUAUACACUCACAAACCCACACACAGCUGCUAACGUCAGCUAGUGAAUCCGAGGAAUUUGUAAUCAGUAUUGGUGCAUUUGUCUGUACAGUUACACACACAUACACACAAACACAGAUAUCCACUAUGCAAACGUAAACAGUUCUUCCGGCUAUCAGUUAGCGAAUGCUCACACUUGCAAAAAAAAAAAAUCUCAGAAGAACUAACACCUAACAUUUCCUCAACUUUUAACAAUAGAACCCAACAUCAAUCCCCCCAACACACACACACACACACACACACACACACACACACACAGACACACACACACUUUUGUUUUUAUAUGUAUUCUGUUUUCAUCAUAAUGUUUUUUUUUCCCUUGCAUUUUAUGAUUGUCUAUUCUGUCCAUCCUAACUGUACAUUAUUACUAUUAAAGAUGAGACGGUGAUGCUAAAUUCA
Molecule: messenger RNA, 3696 nt
Organism: Ictalurus furcatus (blue catfish)
Lineage: Eukaryota; Metazoa; Chordata; Actinopteri; Siluriformes; Ictaluridae
Gene: septin15
Product: septin 15
Exons: 13
Coding region: 297-1721 (474 amino acids)
Biological process (GO): cilium assembly; cytoskeleton-dependent cytokinesis
Cellular component (GO): cell division site; septin ring; microtubule cytoskeleton
Molecular function (GO): GTP binding; molecular adaptor activity; GTPase activity
Source: RefSeq, a predicted model, not a curated record